Molecule: messenger RNA, 639 nt
Organism: Parnassius mnemosyne (clouded apollo)
Lineage: Eukaryota; Metazoa; Arthropoda; Insecta; Lepidoptera; Papilionidae
Source: the annotation of a GenBank genome assembly
AUGGGUACAAGAGAGGAUGAAUACGAUUAUUUGUUCAAAGUUGUUCUCAUAGGAGACUCAGGGGUGGGUAAAAGCAGUCUUCUUUCACGUUUCACUAGAAAUGAAUUCAACCUAGAAUCAAAAUCCACAAUAGGAGUGGAAUUUGCUACAAGAAGUAUAGAGGUGGACGGCAAAACGAUAAAGGCGCAGAUCUGGGACACCGCGGGCCAAGAGCGAUACCGCGCUAUCACAUCGGCGUACUACCGCGGCGCAGUGGGAGCGCUGCUCGUGUAUGACAUCGCGAAGCACCUCUCCUACGAGAAUGUGGAACGGUGGUUACGUGAACUACGCGAUCACGCCGACCAGAAUAUCCUCAUUAUGUUGGUCGGCAACAAGAGCGAUCUAAGGCAUCUCCGAUCCAUCCCAACGGAAGAGGCAAAAGCGUUUGCAGAAAAAAAUGGUCUUAGUUUUAUUGAAACAUCAGCGCUCGACUCUACCAACGUAGAGCCUGCAUUCCAGAACAUAUUAACUGAGAUCUACAGGAUCGUGUCGCAGAAGCAGAUGCGCGAGCCGCCCGAGGGCGACGUGAUCCGCGCCGACGCCGAGCCGGCCGACGUGCGGCCCGCCGCCGACUCCGUGCGCAAGCAGUGCUGCCAGUAG